AUGGGCCGGUCUUUGGUCAACCCCGGCGCGCCAGCCCAGUCCCAGUUCGACCUCAUCGAGGCGCUGCUCGUCGACUACUGCGAGAAGGUCGCGCUGCCGCUCUGGCUCAACAAAGGCACGAACCCAAAAUUACUGGAGUACCUGCGCUACCUCAAGAUCCAGCAUGAGGUGCCCCCCACGGAGAAGACGUUCAACGUCUUCCGGACCAUGGGCAAGGGCGGCUUCGGCCUCGUGAAGGGCUGCCGGACGUUCACGACGGGGCGCAUGUACGCCAUGAAGGAGAUGGACAUGAAGCACGUGAAGCAGAAGAAGUGCAAGACGCUCUGCGACCAGGAGCACUGGGCGCUGUCGAUCCCGCUCGUGUGCGACUCGCCCUUCUGCGUGAACAUGAAGUAUGCCUUCAAGACGGAGGCCGCGCUCUGCCUCGUCAUCGACCUCAUGAUGGGCGGCGACCUGUCGUUCCACCUCGACAAGGCCGAGGGCCGCAAGAUGCCCGAGAACUUCGUGCGCUACUACAGCGCGCGCGUGGUUUUAGGGCUCGAGGUCAUGCACGAGGCGAAGAUCGUCUACCGCGAUUUAAAGCCGGAGAACGUGCUCGUCGACGGCGACGGGCGGACGCGGCUCUCGGACCUGGGCCUCGCCGUGCCCCUGGCGCCGGGCCUCAAGGGCAUCGCGGGCACGCCGGGCUAUCUGGCACCGGAGAUGCUCCAGCACAAACCCUACGACCAGUCCGUGGACUGGUGGUCCUUCGGCUGCAUGAUCUACGAGAUGGUCAACGGC
Aureococcus anophagefferens is the source of this 780-nucleotide messenger RNA. RefSeq lists its product as hypothetical. Gene Ontology annotation, molecular function: protein kinase activity; ATP binding. NCBI's taxonomy places the organism in Eukaryota, Pelagophyceae, Pelagomonadales, Pelagomonadaceae. The record is from RefSeq and is a predicted model, not a curated record. The annotation marks the transcript as partial. Gene Ontology annotation, biological process: protein phosphorylation. The transcript has a single exon.